Molecule: messenger RNA, 1236 nt
Organism: Closterium sp. NIES-65
Lineage: Eukaryota; Viridiplantae; Streptophyta; Zygnematophyceae; Desmidiales; Closteriaceae
Source: the annotation of a GenBank genome assembly
AUGCCUUCUCAGUCCCCUUUCCGUCAAUACCUUCUCAGUCCCCUUUCCGUCAAUACCUUCUCAGUCCCCUUUCCGUCAAUACCUUCUCAGUCCCCUUUCCGUCAAUACUUUCUCAGCCCCCUUUCCGUCAAUACCUUCUCAGUCCCCUUUCCAUCAAUACAUUCUCAGGCCCCUUUCCGUCAAUACCUUCUCAGUCCUCUUUCCGUCAAUACCUUCACCACGUUCGCCUAUUACCUAGUUCUUUCCCACCCCCUCCCCACCCCCCUCGUCUUCCCUCUCCUCUCCCUCUUUCCCCACUCCCAGCCGGAUUUGGCAGGCGCUGAAGCCGGACUGGCACGUUCGGACUGGCAGGUGUUGGAGGGCAGUGACGGCGAGGGGGGGAAGGCGUUCUGUCGCAGCGUGGCAGUGAGUGCGCCCAAGAUCCGCCUCAUGCGCUCCGCUGACAUCAGCGCCGGGCGCACAUUGCAGGUGCUGAACCUGAUAGCCUUCCCCCGCCCCGAGUACGACCUGCCAUACUUCUGUGCCGACCUGGUCACCUUCCCCCUGGGGCCACCUCAUCGUGCUUAUUUAACGGUAGCCAGCGGUCCUGAGUGGUACUUCUGGGCGGACCUCGUCACUUCCGCCCAGGGCCACCUCAUCAUCUGCAAGUGUUCAAUGUGGUGCUCAACGGUAGCCAGUGGUGCUGCGCGGUGCCUCAGCCUUCUGCGCUACUUCUGUGCCAACCUUGUCAUCUUCCCACGGGCCAUGCUCAUCGUGCUGUGUGUGUGUGCUUUGUGCUUAGUGGUGAUCAGCGGUGCUGCGUGGUACCUUUGUGACACUGAAUGGGAUCUCAACCCAUUGCAUCAGAGUGAGCAGCAUUUCAGCAAGUACAUUGCGCCCAUCAUGCCCAUCGCCAACAAGUACAUCGAGCACCUGCCAUGGGGCGGCGAGUUCACAGCGGAGUCGCUUCAGUUCUUCUCCCCGGCUCUCCUCUGGGCAAAGCUGCCCCUAGAUGCUGACGUCACUGCCCACGUGCUGCCCGCCUUCAAGGAGUACCUGCAGGCAUGGUUGCGCAUGGUAGAGGCAUGUGAGCCCACCAGCGACCCAGCAGUCAUGGCACACAACAUGGAGUCACAGCACCGCUACAUCUGCUGGCGCUCUGUCAAGGACCCCGGGCGGCCACUUUUAACGCGCCUGUUUGGCUCUGAGAGAUGUGAGUCGACUCAAAAGUCAACUCUUGAGGGUCCCCCUCACUGA